Molecule: messenger RNA, 846 nt
Organism: Talaromyces amestolkiae
Lineage: Eukaryota; Fungi; Ascomycota; Eurotiomycetes; Eurotiales; Trichocomaceae
Exons: 3
Coding region: 1-846 (281 amino acids)
Source: RefSeq, a predicted model, not a curated record
AUGCCUGGAUUAACUUUACACCUUCUCGCCUUCAAAAAUUCUAGCUACGAUGCAAAGACAUUCGUCGCCCAACUCCGCAGCAACCCAUCCGUCAAAAUAGUGGUGGCAUCGCGACCACGCCAUGUCGUCGUUCAACCAACGGUCCUCGAUGUAAACCCAUUACUGACUCAAAAAUGGGAUCUUAUGCUAUUGCUACAGCCUACAGGCGGACAGACUUUGGAACAGUCAUCCCUAAUUCCGUCGGAACUGCAAGAUGUGAUCCUAACUGAGUAUCGCAUUCUUGCGGGUAUUCCAUCUAAAUUAUUAGGAAGCUUUCCAGAAACAGAUGCAAAAUUGAAGAAACAAGCACCACCGCCGUUGACAGGGUCGUUGAGCAAGAUUCGAAGUCAGAGCAAAGAGACUUCUCAGUCGCUAGAGGUGUCGCCGGAGUUGUUAGCAUUUAUGGAUAAGUUGACUCUAGAACAUGACAAACCAGUAACAAUGCUCAAUCUGCUUCAUUUCCAUCAUCCUGAUGGGAAGAAGAAUUAUUUCCAAUACGGACAAGCAUUCAUCCCUGUCGCCGGGAAACGUGGAGGCAAUGCCAAAAUUGUUGGCAAUGUCGUUAAGCCUCCUAGCAAUUCAGCUUCCUUGAAUGACUCGCGGGGGGGUGUCGAUCGGCCAGAGCAGGACUGGUGGAAUGAGAUCUCAAUUGUGCAUUAUCCUUCGAUCCGGCAUUUUUGCGACAUGCUUGCUGGAGAUGAUUAUCAGGCCAUCAAUGAGAAGUACAGAUUGAAGGCUCUUCGCGACACUUUUUUGCUGUGCACCACCGAGUUUGAUGUCGAAGAGGAUUCGCGGGCGAAACUAUAG